Molecule: messenger RNA, 5568 nt
Organism: Dentiscutata erythropus
Lineage: Eukaryota; Fungi; Glomeromycota; Glomeromycetes; Diversisporales; Gigasporaceae
Source: the annotation of a GenBank genome assembly
AUGAAUUUAACCAAUUUUUUAAAUACGAAUAAAAACAAAGAUAACAAAGAUGAAAUUAUUUCAUUUUUUCAUGUUCAUAUACCAUUUAAUACAGGCUCGUAUAAACCCUCAGUUGUGGGUAGUUGUGAAGCUUUAGGCCAUUGGAAACCUAAAGUAUGGUUGCGUCAGUUUCAAGAUUCUACUCUUUGGGUAUCUGGUCCUGUGAAAAUUCCACAUUUGCAUGUUGAAUAUAGAUAUUGUUUAGCUUCACCAGAAAAUUUAAAUAAAUUAAGUACAGAAGAAUGUUAUGCGAUUGUUGAUUAUAUCUACAAGAGUAUUGAAUCUUCUCAUAAACCAUAUGCUGGAAUAAUUGAUUACAUCCGUGUUUUAAAAAAGAACAGGACAGAAGAGUCUAAUAAAAUUAUCGGCUUCAUUAACCAACGUUUAUUUGAAAGCAAAACAAAAGAACAAAUGUUAUUUUUGUGUUAUUUCCUUGGUUACUACAUGGAAUACCAAUAUAAAAUACGCUGUCUUCCGGAUAAUUUCCCAUCCUCUAUCAUGAUAAAGGAAUUUAAAGACUUCGAUUGUUGUCAUAAUCUGGUAUCCAAUGCAAAACCUAUGGUCGUCAAUGCCGUUAAAAUUUUGGUUCAACAUAAUUCUAAAUGCGGUUUUCUAGAUUGGAUCAUAAUAUUUGCGCUUGCACCUAUAUUUGAUACGUCAUAUUCAUUCGUCGAUUCAAUAGAAAUAUAUGAUUACAAAGAGAAACCUGACUACUUCAUAAAAUUAUUGAAAGAAAUUAAACCUAGCAUUGAUGAUCUUCAAAAUUUCGAUUCCAGCGUAUUAAAUAAAGUGAUGAAUAAGCUCGUCAUGAUAUCAAAUGACGCGGAAUGUCUCGCACACCUGCAGGAACAUUUUAAAUAUUUGGAGGAUAACGACAAUUUUAAACGUGAAAUUCGUAAAAAACUCUUGGAAUUGCUUCUUAAGGAACCUAAUUUGGGGUGGCAACACAGUGAAUAUGUAGACAUACUCAAAACAAUUGCUGAUUCUAAUCAAAAAAUUGUAUUGGAAUCUUUUCCUGAAGUUUGUAAAUUUAUCUCGGGGUUGAAUUUAGAGAAAAUUAAAAAUGAACUUGAGAAAGCAUCGAUCAAAUGGUUUAUAAAUAUCUGUAAAGAAAGAUCGACCUACGAUAUCUUCCAAUAUCUUUCAAUGAUGCAUUCAACUUCGACACAUAGCCGAGAAAUUUUAAGCAAGUUGUUGAAUCAUAGAAUUACGGCGUCAUUAUCUGAUGAUUCUAUAUUUUCCAUUACAUCCCGUAUUGAUGAUUUUCAUGAAGAUAUAAUAGCUCAUUUUUUAUCUUUAGUAAAAGACAGAGUUGGACCCCUUGUUCAAGAUCCUGAUGAGCACCUAUUUGAAAAGAUUAUGCGGAUCUGUAACAGCACGGAGAGCUUGAAUACCGAAAUCGAAACUUUAUAUUUUAUACUCGACCGCUUGCAACAAAUAAAAGAAAUUAAAUUUUCCGAUGAAGAAUCUUUUCAACUCUCGUUAUUUCAAUCUGCGAAAUUUUGGAUGGCAAUAUUUAAAGCAAAAGGUUAUACGCAAAAACUACGUUCUCAUCCAUAUUUUAAAGAAACAUGCAAAGUGGUGAUUAAUUUAGCUAUGAGUAUUAGAAAUCACACCAUCACAAUAAGAUUGCUUCGAAAAAUAUUUAAGUGCUUUAACAAUAACGACAUAGCUCUCAAGGAUUAUAUUAACUCUGUUAUAGAUAAUUAUCAAGAAGAAUAUGAUACAAUUACAGAAGAAGUUAUAGAAGGGAAGUACAAUCAAUGUUAUGAAUACGAUUCAACUUUGGAACGUCUCCAAAAAUUUUAUGAAAAAUUCUGUCCUUCUCAAUUAGUCCAAAACGUGAAACAAUAUAUAGACGAUUUAACAAAAAGAUCAAUUUAUACCACACUUGGAGAAUCACACAUCAAAAAUCAUUGGUCCAUGCACUCCAAGACUAUUAAGAUUAUGAAGAAUUAUUAUCACUUUGUUAAGUCGCAAACUUUUUAUAACGUAUUUCAAAUUUUAUUGGAAGCAAAAUUGACAGUUAGACAAGUGAUGAAUAAAACUAUAUUGAAAACAGAAUUGACAGUUAAAAAAGUGAUGAAUAAAAUUAUUAAAAAAGCCAUUGAAAACUAUAAGGCAAUAUGCAAAGAAUAUGAUAAUUGGGAAGAAAUUAAAUGUUCUGUUGCAAACAAUUUCUGGAAAUAUAUCGAUGCAGAACACGUUGAAAAAGAAAUUAGUUUUAUGGCCCCCUAUUUUAAUAAGCUCAAGUCGAUUAAUACCUCAUUAAAAUUAGGAAGACUACAUCAAUUUGUGAAAAUGAUUAGAACAUUGGACAUCAUUCCGCGUGAUCAUAAUUUUUGGGCCGAAGAGCUAAAAAAUAAUUUGGAAGAUAAAGAGUUGUUACUUUACCAGUUGUGCGAAAUUUUUGAUCAACUUAAUGAAUUUGAGAAGAUGUUGACAAACGAAAUUUGGGCAACAAUUACGGAAAUCUCUUCUGCUAUAGAUUUUGUUGUUUACCUUAAGUCACUUGUAGGACAUGAUCUUAAACAUUUAAUCAAUGGAGUUGAUGAUCAUUCAGAUGAACGAUUGAUCAAAGAAAAUACUGUUCAGAAAUUUAUCCAAUUAAAACAGAUAUUGGAGCCUUUAUUAGAGAAGAGAUAUACUGUAGUGCAAGAGUUUUUGCAAAUCCUACGUGAAAUCAUGAAUAUGAAUCCAUCUCUGAAUUCCAUGCUGCGACUGUGUAAUGCAAACGCCCAAGCAUUAAAGAACAUAUAUAGGAACAUUGCGAAUCGUGGAGAGAUGACAAAAGAAAAAAUCUUCUAUUCAGUAACAAAAGGAGUAUAUUCAUUUGAGAGAAUGAAAGAUUAUGAAAACAAAUACACAGCAAAGCUAUCAUAUUCUUCUAACAUUUCACAAAGCGAUGUUUCAAGUUACACUUUUGCUGACCUUCGGGAUUUACGUAGUCAUUAUGAAAGUGCUAAAACUGACGAGAUCACAUCGGCUCACAUGAAUGAAUUUGUCAUUAUGGUUGAUCUCGCGCAAGAAAUAAUUGAAGCUGCUUCAUCGCUAAAGGAACUUGGACAUUUUAAAUACCGUAAUUUUAAGGAAAAUACGCAUUCAAUUUCAAAUAUGAAAACAUUGUUAGAAGAGUUGCUUAAAGACUUACAGAGUUGGAAAAAAAUCGUUAAUGAAGCACAACAAAACCAUUAUUAUUUAACCUUUUUUCUGGCACAACAUAUUUUAAGCUUUUAUGAUUAUUUUUCACACAAAGAAGAGAAUGUAGACGCACAAUAUAAUAUUAAAGAAAAAUGUUCGUUACUUUUGAAAUUUGUCAAUGAGAAAGCUAAACUAUCGGACAUUACUUCUGAUAUCUUUAUGAUCCCUAUUGAACCUAAAAAUUACUAUGAUAUACUCUGUAAAAUUGGCACUGUAUUAUAUGAAAUUUUCAGUCAAAUUCCUACCAUGCAACGCCAAAUAGCAGAUAUUGUUAAGUAUGACAUAGUGGAGGUAGUCUAUCAGGAGCGUCUUUUUAUUGAACAAUGCUCAACCACAGUAGAAGAACUCCUAACCUUUGUAAAACGAUGUUUUUUUGCCACAAAAAGUGGAUAUGGAGAACACUUGUUUUGUAUUGCAAAUGUAGAAUUGCUGAAUUUCGAAUUGCAAUAUCAAUUGGCAUUAAGCAUACGUUCUUUAUGUCAAAAAGAAGAACAAUUUUAUUUAGCUUUAGUAUGCUGUCUCAAAAAUAAUAUGCAACAUCAUAUACUUGAUCAAUUUUCAGAAUGUAUACACCCGAUUCAAGGCUUUGAUGCAAAUUCUAUGCACAAUAUUUUUAAAAAAUUGUGCCCCAAUGUAUUGACAGUUUCCUCUGAUUUAUCCGGGCAAGGAAAGACAAAAUGGAUUGAAGAGCAAAGUUUCACUCAUGGAUUGACUCCCCGAAAAUUUUUAAUAAGUGACGGAAUGACAUUUGGAAUGCUUAUUCAUCAAUUAUCAGAAUUCAGAUUAAAAAAUACCGAGAGUUUACAUUUAAAUAUCAUGCAAAUUGACCACCAUUACGAUGUAAACAUGUUUCUAUUUGAAUUGCUUUCAUUUAAAAUUGUGAAAGAUAGAACCGAAUUCCUGAGCAUCCCAUCGACAUUAAUAUAUAUAGAAAUAGAAUCGACCAUGAACCGAGAUUUACUUAACUCUAUUCCGAUUAUCGAAUAUUUAGAAAGAAAAACAUUUGAUAUGGAGUAUCAACAACCUGAUCAUUCCGCAAGAUGCGGACAGCCCUAUUUAAAUUUUCCCAAAACGUGUUGUCGACAGCUAUUACAGAAAUAUUUCUUUGAUAAAAUCUCACAAGAUAUCAAGACCUAUCGUUUUCUUGAAAUAUUUGUCAAUGUUCUUGCAGAUCAAUUGAAACGAAUGUCGUCCAGCGAAUAUUUUCGCGUGAACACAUUAGAGUGGAUGGCAACAAAAAAUCCAGUUACAUUUUAUGAAAAGUUAACAGAAUACCUUGGUUAUCCGCUUCCUGUGGUGAAUACCGCACUAAAAAACAUUCGAAAAACAUUGCUAGAAACAUUAAUAGGUGUAUCUAUGAAUAUUGCGACUCGUUCUGUAGAUUCUAAGAAGAAUCAGUUCAAAAAUUUACUCAAUGAUAGGAACGAGGACAUAAGCAUCAAGCCUUGGGAAGAUUCGAAUCAUUUACUAGUAAUUUUCUUAUCUCAAUCUCCUGGUUCGAUCUGUGCGCUUUAUCGUGAUAAAAAUAAAGUUCCGAAGAAUGUCAACCUUUUAUUGGGAAGCCAGAAUUCCACAUACGAAUUAGAUGAUUAUGAUAAUAUGUCUUCUAAAGAUAUCUUGAAGAAAUUGGAAGAUUUUGCACGAACAACACAUGAACAGCGUGAAUAUGCACCAGAUACAUAUGUACUAUCUACAGAUAAUCUUUUGAAAAUGGCUUUGAUUUUAUUAAGAUCAAGAGCAAAUAUACCGGUGGUAAUUUGCGGUGAAGCUGGAUGUGGCAAGACGAGUCUUAUCCAGUUCCUUUCAAUUGUUGUCAAUGUCAAAUUUCUGAUUCUAAAUCUGCAUACAGGUGUAACUAAGCAACAAAUACUUGACUUUUUAUAUAAUGCAGAAAUGAUUGCAGAAAAAAGUGAAGUAUGGGUAUUUUUUGAUGAAAUUAACACAUGCGAGCAUAUUGGUAUUUUCGCGGACCUCAUCGCUCAUAGGUUACUUCUAGGCUGCCACACACAAGCAGGACUUCAGGCAGACAAUUAUGAAGAAAGGAGUCAGCUUGUCUAUCAAGUACGACCACUUCCUGAUCAAAUAUUAGACUAUGUUUGGGAUUACGGUGUUCUAAAGCCUUCGGAUGAAAAAAUCUAUAUAAAUAUGUUAGUCAAAAAAUCCCAGGAAAUUCUACCAAAAGCACAUUUAUUCACAGAGCUUUUAUUUGCCCUUAAUGAACGUCAAAAAGAAAAAUCUGAAGAACAAAAUGGCAUCAAAUCUAAAGAUCUUCAAAUGGAACAAAAUAUUAUAAAAUCCUAUAUUUUAGCAUUAAGCCUCUGUUAUCAA